AUGGGUAAAGACUACUACGACAUCCUCGGCGUGUCUAAGAAUGCCGAUGCAACAGAACUUAAGCGUGCAUACAGAAAGCUUGCUAUGAGAUGGCACCCAGAUAAAAACAAAGAUAACGAAGAUGUCGCUAAAGCUAAAUUCCAAGAAAUUUCCGAGGCUUACGAUGUUUUAAGUGAUCCAGAGAAGCGUAAGGUAUACGACCAAUUCGGUGAAGAAGGCCUUAAAGCCGGCGCUGGUGGUGGUGGCUUCCCAGGUGGUUACAGAUUUACACAAGGCAACGCUGAAGAGAUCUUCCGUAAUCUCUUCGGUGGUGGCAGCCCAUUCGGCGAUAUCUUCGGCGGAAUGGGAGGCAUGGGCGGAAUGGACGACGGUGGCUUCUCAUUCAAUUUCGGCCCAGGAGGCAUGGGCGGAAUGGGUGGCAUGGGCGGUAUGGGUGGCCGCCGCAAGCCACGCAAGCCAGAGCCACUUACUAUCGAGCUUCCAUUAACACUCGAACAAUUAUACUCUGGCUGCACAAAGAAGAUGAAAAUCACUCGUCGUAUCAACGGCAGAGAUGAUCCAAAGGUUCUCCAGAUAGAUGUUAAGCCAGGCUGGAAGGAAGGAACUAAAAUUACCUUCGAAGGUGAUGGAGAUCAGAACCCUGGCCAAUUAGCACAGGAUGUUAUCUUUGUUAUCAAACAGAAGCCACAUGAUGUUUAUACUCGUGAAGGCGAUAACCUUGUUACAGAAGAAAUUAUCUCAUUAAAGCAUGCACUUUGCGGAUAUACAGUUACAAGACCAGGUAUUGAUGGUGAACCAGUCCGUCUCGAUGUUCAGGAUAUCAUUUCUCCUGGUGGCGACUUCAGAGUUCCUGGAAAGGGUAUGAUUAACUCAAAGACAGGCCGCCGUGGUGAUGUGAUCUUCAGAUUCAAGAUUGCUUUCCCAGGCAAUUUGUCAGAACAACAGAAGGAAGUUCUUCGUCGUACUCUCCCUGAAUAA
Molecule: messenger RNA, 978 nt
Organism: Trichomonas vaginalis G3
Lineage: Eukaryota; Parabasalia; Trichomonadida; Trichomonadidae
Product: protein folding
Exons: 1
Coding region: 1-978 (325 amino acids)
Cellular component (GO): cytosol
Molecular function (GO): protein-folding chaperone binding
Source: RefSeq, a predicted model, not a curated record